Messenger RNA from Parus major (Great Tit), 1730 nucleotides. It is a transcript of the gene DNAAF19, whose product is annotated as coiled-coil domain containing 103. The coding region runs from base 727 to 1611 and encodes 294 amino acids. NCBI's taxonomy places the organism in Eukaryota, Metazoa, Chordata, Aves, Passeriformes, Paridae. Gene Ontology annotation, cellular component: outer dynein arm. The record is from RefSeq and is a predicted model, not a curated record. Gene Ontology annotation, biological process: determination of left/right symmetry; epithelial cilium movement involved in extracellular fluid movement; inner dynein arm assembly. The transcript is spliced from 2 exons.
CCGAGGGGCCCAGCGGGGCCGCCCGGGCCCGGGAACAGCCGGGAAGUCGUUUGGGGGUCUGGGACCCCUCGGGGUCUGAGCUCGGAGCUGAUGGGCCGAGCGCUGCUCUUGGGGAACCCGAGGGGCAGCAGCCUCAGGAUGCCCGGAGCAGCCCCGGCUCCGAGGACAAAGCCCGCAGGAGUUUUGGGACACUCGGCAGUGGUUGACAUUUGUCCCAAAACUCAGGUGGCCCCGUGAGGGUUGAGAUCUGUCCCUGCUCCGUGGCCGGUCCCUGUGGUGGCCCGGCUGUGGCCAGCAGUGGAAUGGCACUGUCCCCUCCCCAGAACACUGUCACCUCCCCAGAACACUGUCCCCUCCCCAGGACACUGUCACCUCCCCAGGACACUGUCACCUCCCCAGGACACUGUCACCUCUUCCCAUUCCCACCCCCAGCCCCCCGUCUCUCCACACAUCUCCAGGCCAUGCUGGGAGUGCAGAAGCAGAGGGUGACUGUCCCCUGUGCUCUUCCCAGCCUGUUCCUGCUCCUGUCAUUGCUCUGUCCAGGGGGUUGUGAGCAGGUUGGGAUGGCAGGGAAUGCUCCAUGGGACAGUGUUAGGCACUCCCAGUGCACUCCAAACUCCUGGAUUGCCUGUGGAUCCAGCCUGGUUUGAUAACCAGGAUCCAUAGGUAGAUGUAGGACUUUUACCACACUUGAGAGGCAUUCUGGGACCAGAUCAAAUUCCAUUCAUGGGUUCAUAUCUGUCUCAUUCCCCCGUACCAUUUGAUCCCCGAGCAGCAGGAAAACACUUUCAAAUGACUUUCCCCCCAAAUAUCUUGCCAGUCCCUAUGAAGGGAUUCCUGAGGGAUUUUAAGCUGGUUUAUCCUUGUAUUGGUAAGGGCCUGCUCCUCCAGCCUGUCCAGCCCCUCUGGGUGAUCCAUACAGCCAAAAGUCAGAAAUUGGCUCAGAGAAGCAGCUUGAAGCCUCAGUGUUUUCUCUUGCCACAUGUCCUUCCUGUCCCUGUUCCCUUUAGGGAGAUUGUGCUGGCCUCACACCUGAAGCCCCUGGAGAAGAAGGACAGGCUGGGACAGAGGAGGAAUGUGCUGUGGAAUCCCUGUGCAGCCCCGGCCAAGGCAGCACCUGCCCACGCUGUGGAGAUCCCACAGGAACUGGAUCAGCUGCCUGGGACUGCUGCAGAAUUUCACAGAGAUUGGCGCAGAUACUUGAAAAGUGGGACAGAGAAAUACCAGUUUUUGCUGGAGCUCGGAGGGGAGGCCUUGGGCAGGAUCUUCCAGGCUGAUGUGGGCUUUAGUCUCCUGGGGGAAUUCCUGACAGUGCUGGCAGAGAACAUCCAUCCCAGAGACAGAGCUGCCAUCCUUCAGAUCCUGCAGAGCCUGGCGGGCACCAAGCGCUUCGGGCUGAACGUGGCUCUCCUGAGCCAGGCCGAGAAGGAGAGCAGCCAGGAUUUGUUCAGGAAGCUGCAGAGCAGGGAUUGUCAGGCUGCUGGCCAGCCUGGUGGCCUGGCCAGCUGUGAGGCAGUGAGGGAAGCCCAUCCCGUGGAGACCCACUUGGAAAAGGAGACUGAGGAGGAGAGGACAGUGGUGGAGUUGAUGAAGUGUUACCAGGUCAGCUGAGGGAGCAGGAACACCAGGAUUGAGCAGAAACAGGGGAAAAGAGGCUUAGAAACAACUCAAAGCUUGACAUUGGCAUCACCCAAGUCACAAGUUCUGUACAAAUAAAGUUUAGUUCUCAA